Messenger RNA from Ooceraea biroi (clonal raider ant), 991 nucleotides. Its product is annotated as valacyclovir hydrolase. The record is from RefSeq and is a predicted model, not a curated record. Gene Ontology annotation, molecular function: serine hydrolase activity. NCBI's taxonomy places the organism in Eukaryota, Metazoa, Arthropoda, Insecta, Hymenoptera, Formicidae.
UUGUCGGAAACUAUACACGUACAAUAGGUACAAUAGGUCGAGAGCAUUCAAGACGUGACAGGUGCCUUAUCUUUAGUGAUUUGUCGGUUGACAAUUAUCAAUUAGGGGAAGCAAGGCUCAUAAGAUGAAGGAGCAAAAGAUUCAGAUAGACGACGUAAACAUUAAUUUCAUUCGAAACGGCACGGGCGAUCAUCCGGUGCUAUUGCUGCCUGGAGUAUUAGGAGCAGGAUGGUUAAUUUUCGCACCGCAGAUUGAAGAUCUGAACACAGAGAAGCUGACUAUAGUGGCGUGGGAUCCACCUGGUUAUGGAAAAUCACGGCCACCUGAUAGAACUUACCCGGAUAAUUAUUAUCAGCGUGAUGCAAUGUGGGCUCAUAGUCUGAUGAAGACCCUGGGCUACUCGAAAUUCUCCUUAGUCGGCUGUAGCGAUGGCGGUACCACAGCGCUUUUGCUCGCCGCCACAUAUCCUGAGAGCAUCCGCAAGAUGAUCGUUGUCGCUACAAGAUCAUACAUACAUCCAGAUGAGAUCAAUACACAAGAAGAUGCGGCAGACAUUGACAACUUUCCAGAAGAUUUGAGGGAACUUUUGGUGGAAAUUUAUGGUGUGGAUUAUAUCAAACAGACUUUGUCGAAGUGGUUUGACGCUGCGUUAAGAUUCUACAACAAGCAGGAUGGUGACCUGUGCAAGCAGGCUUUACCGAAAAUAAACUGCCCAACGUUGAUUCUUCAUGGAUCUAACGAUCCAUUGCUUGUACCAGAUCAAGCAUUGGACCUGAAGCAGAAUAUUAUCAACUCAACGAUAUACAUUUAUGAGAAUGAUACACCUAAUGAUAUUUCCAUACAUCCCGAAGCGUUUAAUAAGGUAAUAACAGAGUUUCUCUUGGAAAAAUAAAAAAUUGAUAAAAAUAUGUUCGAAAAAUAUUAACCAUACAUACAUUAUAUGGAUAAAGAAUUGUUCGAACUUUUAAUUAUGAAAUAAAAUUUUAUUAUG